CUGGUGUUCCAUGGUUUAUCUAAGUAACUGAUAAUUUCCAUUUCUUAGAGAUUACUGACUCCUUUUCUUAUUCUUUUCAGCUGUUGUAGAGCAAGAGAUGAAAAAGGAUUGGCUCUUUGCACCUCACUAUCGAUACUAUGUACGGGAAAUGAGAAUUCAUGCCUAUAGCCAGCUCCUAGAGUCCUACCGAUCACUGACAUUAGGAUACAUGGCAGAAGCAUUUGGAGUCAGUGUAGAAUUCAUAGAUCAGGAGCUUUCAAGAUUCAUUGCAGCAGGGCGAUUACACUGCAAAAUAGACAAAGUCAAUGAGAUUGUAGAAACCAACAGGCCUGAUAGCAAGAAUUGGCAGUACCAAGAAACCAUCAAGAAAGGAGAUUUGCUGCUAAACAGAGUUCAGAAACUUUCCAGAGUAAUUAAUAUGUAAUUUUUUUAAUGCAAGGGAAUGCAAACUUUAGGUGUUUAAAACAUUUUGGAAGUAACCUAUAAAUACAUUGUAUAACUUGCUAUACUGUGGGUUAAAAAAGACAUUACUAGCCAGAGAGGUAGUGUUUUCACUUUCCGUUUCAUUCUGUAAAACAAUAUUCUGUUUUGGUGUAUGGAUCCUGGUUCAGUUAUUAAAUGUAUGAUACAGUUGGUGAUCUCCUGUAAU
This is a messenger RNA of Pezoporus flaviventris, 649 nucleotides long. RefSeq names its product 26S proteasome non-ATPase regulatory subunit 6-like. The transcript has 3 exons. The coding region runs from base 98 to 424 and encodes 108 amino acids. Gene Ontology annotation, cellular component: proteasome regulatory particle. The record is from RefSeq and is a predicted model, not a curated record. NCBI's taxonomy places the organism in Eukaryota, Metazoa, Chordata, Aves, Psittaciformes, Psittacidae. Gene Ontology annotation, biological process: proteasome-mediated ubiquitin-dependent protein catabolic process.